Messenger RNA from Gymnogyps californianus (California condor), 3788 nucleotides. It is a transcript of the gene GSTCD, whose product is annotated as glutathione S-transferase C-terminal domain containing. The record is from RefSeq and is a predicted model, not a curated record. The coding region runs from base 33 to 1916 and encodes 627 amino acids. NCBI's taxonomy places the organism in Eukaryota, Metazoa, Chordata, Aves, Accipitriformes, Cathartidae. The transcript is spliced from 12 exons.
AUCCUUUGAAGGAACUUCAGCUCAGGAGGAAGAUGAAAGAUAGUGUCGCUGAAGAACAUUUAUAUUUGGGUUUUUCUCAUCAGUACAGAGAUAGCAUCUUUCCUCUUCAUACAUCUAUUUCACUGUUUUUGCUAUCGUACUGUGACUGCAAAUUAUUCAAAAUUUUCUUAGUGCCGACUGGUGAAGAUGUGGAUGAUCAGUUUGUGACAAAAAACCUCCUUGGCGAUCUUGAGGUCCAUUUAAUCUCCAGAUGUCAGCUUCCAGUGGUUGUGCAGAGCUGCUGUUUACCUGCUGUUGUCGUGAAAGAUGGCAAGUUCUGCCGAGCUGGGCUUUCUGUUGUCUUAAGGCAUAUAAUACAGAAAACAUACGAAGCAGAUCCAUCUAAAAAGGAGAUUUUAGAACUCUUAGGCUUUAAGAAGACCUGUUUAAAAGCCUGUGCUGAAGUUAGCCAGUGGACCAGACUUUGUGAGAUCAGCAUACCUCUGGCUGUUGAAGGAUUUUUGACGGCGUCUCCUGAGCACUGUCAGACUAUUCCUCCUGACAUUUUACAGCUUGAAAGGAAGCUUGGAGAACCUGUCCGAGUACAUAAUGAUGACAAAAUUCGAAGGCAAAAACUUCAACAACAGAAGGCAGUUGCCAAGGCCGCAGUGCCUGUACUUGGUAAAGAAGCAACAGAGGAAGGAAAAACAGUGGAAAUGCAUGAACAUCCACUCCCAAGUUUGGAACUGAGCAUAGCUUUCUCCAGGCUACUUGUCCAGGAAGUAUCAGAUGCAGUCAACAGGGAGGCCCCUCACAUCAGGAGAACAAAAACCUCUGACCUUCCGCUUUUGGACCACGUUUUUGCAGAAGGGCUUUAUUUUACCUUGGCAGAUAUAGUACUUUUGCCAUGCAUCCAUCAGUUCUUGGUUUCCAGUAAAAAACAAGGCAAAAAUCUGGUAAAUUUGCCUCUGAUAUCCAGUUGGUAUCGAAGAGUUCAGGAAGUACCUGGAGUAAAGAAAGCUGCUGACAAAUGCAAUAUGGAGCUUCUCCAGCUUCCAGAGUUGAUGUCUGCUCCAGAGGAACAGCUGCAAGACUUCUCUUCAGUUGCUGAUGAAUUAGAAGAGGAGAAUGAAGACAGUCAUUUUAUAGGUGGUCCAAGGCCAACUAUGACUAAGUUAAUGGAAAAUGGUAUUGAAGCAAGGUUUUCUCCUCAUCCAUGCCCCAGCUGGACCCUAGACUGGACCAAUCUACCAUCUGCAGUCAAUCCUGGAGAAGGAAAGAUGUCUAGAGACCGGGCUCUGAGGAAGCAGCAGCAAUUGAAUAAUUUGGUAGCAGCGGUGACAAAGCUUGCUAAGCCUGGAGAUGUGAUUGUGGAUUUUUGCAGUGGAGGGGGCCAUGUUGGAAUUGUUCUUGCUUACAUGAUGCCAUCAUGUCAGGUGGUGCUUAUAGAAAAUAAGGAGUUGUCUCUGAUCCGUGCUAAAGACAGAAGUGAUGAACUAGGUUUGAAUAACAUUUGGUUCAUUCAAGCAAAUUUGGACUAUUUUAAUGGGACUUUUAACAUUGGGGUGGCUCUGCAUGCAUGUGGUGUGGCAACGGACAUGGUGAUCGAACACUGCAUCAAGGCACGGGCAGCCUUUGUUGUCUCCCCAUGUUGUUAUGGCUUCAUUCAAAACACAGUGAAGUUUAAAUAUCCACGAAGUCAUCAGUUCAAAGAAAUUUUGUCCUACAAGGAGCACAUGAUCCUUUGCAGAUUUGCAGAUCAGACAGCUGUUCAGCUUCCACCUGAACGCAGGCUAAUUGGAAAGCAGUGUAUGGGGCUUGUGGAUCUGGAUCGGGCAUGGGCUGCAGAAGAAUGUAACUACUCUGUCCAAGUUAUAUCUAUGGAGCCAGAGAGCUGUUCUCCAAAGAACAAUAUGUUUGUGGGCAUUCCUACUUAGAGUGUGAAACGUGCAUUUGAUUUGAAGUUGAACAUAAAUCUUCAGUGCAUAAUGACAUCCAGCAGAUACAAGCAUGGCUGGGAACCAGACAUCACGCAUCUUGAACCCAUUGCAUUCAGAAAAGGAAGCAGCACAAAAAAGUCUUAGAAAGUGAACUGCAUGCAGAGCAUCACAAAUUGUACUUGUAAUGUGUCAUUAAGCAACUUUUGGUUCUCUUACGGAGAAGUUUCUGGAUCUAACAACUGUACAUGGAAUCAUAUCCAUCUGUAAAGGUUUAGAAGGAAGUUGGUCUCAUUGAAGGAAAGGUGAUUUCCUUUUUAGUAAAGCUGUCUUGGCUGCUUCAAAAUUGCAUUCAUGGUCAAAACUGCAUUUGUGUUCAUAAGCAGAGCAGUUGUCAGCCAAUAAUGCAGAUCACUAGAGGAACAGAAAAGAUCAAAUUUAUGGUGUUGGUGAAGAAGGCUGUGCAACAGGUGGUGGCUUGACUUUGCUAAAGAAUUCCAUACUACUGUAGGAAGAUUAUUUUUAAUAAAAGUUCAUCAGAAUACUUUGGGCAUCAUUCUGCUUAUCAAAAAUGUAUUCUAACUUACCAGUCUUUUUUAAAAGACUUAAAAAUUAUCUUUAAAUAUUACACAAGGAUUCUGUAACCAGGCAUUUGAAAGUGUGUUUAGUUAAUGAAAGCAAACCCUAAUUAUCCAUUGACCAGAUAACGGGAGCUAGUGAUGAUGUCAGCGAAUGGAUACUUCAGUGCCACCUCUGCUAAUUGAAGCGUAUUGCUUCCCAUUCUUAAGAAACUUGCUGUCAGAAGAAAUUUUUAAGGACAGUUCAUGUGUCUAUAUACAUCAUCUUCAUUGAUUUUAUAUUCAGUUUAAAAUUUGAAUGAAGUUGCAGUUGUGGAACCAUUUGAAAAGAUCAACCACAGUCUUGUUACUGUAAAAUGAAAAUAAAUGUUCUUCUGUGCUCUGAUUAGUAGGCAGUGUUCUACCCUAAUUUAAAAUCAUCUGUUGACACUAACACAAUGGAAAAUAGCUCCUAAUGAGAUUUUUACUGCAUGUUUAUGGAUUUGAUACGUUUAUGAAUUUUGCCAUGGAUUAAUUUAAAUAUAUCUGAAGUUUGGCCAGUGUGAACAUACCUUCAGUGCAUGUGGCAAACAGAAUUACAAACAAUAGGUAUUGGAGGAAAAAAAAGGAUCCUGAAAUAUUUUAUUCUUCAUGAAACUUAUCUCUAAAAGACGUAAAUACUUGGUUUUUUUUUAAUGUGAAGACUGAAGGAAGCUGCGCACUUAUUUGGAAGCACAAAGGUGAGCAAGUAGGUAUGAAUUCAUACCUUUAGCCUGAGUUCUUCAGUAGAUAAUGAUGGAGUACUUUUUCUGCAACUUCUUAUAGUUACAGGAGUAACUGGAGGUGGGAAGAAUAUAUAGCAAAUACAAAAUACAUGGCAAUGCCAAUUGCCUCCAGGAUUUUUUCUUAUACUUGCCCAAAGAGAACUCAGUUUUUAAGACAGCAGUGUGUCAAGUCUGAACAUUAUUCAUGUUAAAUUGCUUUAUUUAGAACUCCAGAUACUACGUCUGGAGUGGGAAAAUGUCUCUUCAUUACUAUUUUGUGCUGAAGGAAGAACUCAUCAGAGUGAGACACCUGAUGCAAGCUUUGAUGCUGUUUACAGUAAGGAUUUUCACAAUGCUCUGCUCCAGGCAAUGGGUACCAAUAUGAGUGUUUUAAUUAUGGUGAUGUUGAAUAUUUGGCAUAGUCUGAUAUUAUGCAAUAAUAAAUACCUUUCAGUAGAGCAAAAAUCUGUGCUGUUACAUGCUUCAAAAUGUUACAUGUUUCCAUAUACAUAAAUGGUAUGGAAUUAAUAGAGCCUAGAAUUCCCUAAACA